AUGGGUUCCUUCACUCAGCUACUUCCACUGCUCAUCCUGCUCGUCGUGGUCGGCGUCGGGGCGUGGGUGGGACUACAAAUCUACCUCUACACAAAUGAGCUGGCCGACAGAGGCAAGAAGAAGAUGGAGAAGAAGAACAUUGUCUUCACCAAGGACGGCAUGAAGGUUGGCGUCAAGGAGGUCAAGGACGAAGACUACGCCGACAAGACGCAGAGCCUGCUGGUGAAGGCGUGGUCGUACACAUCGUUUCCGGCGUACAAGAGCCGCCUCGGCUGGAUGAAAGAAGCGGACCCUCCCAAGUCGUCAUCGCGGGCGAGCUCGAGCGGUGUCAAGGCGCGUAAAUGA
Messenger RNA from Lasiodiplodia theobromae, 345 nucleotides. RefSeq lists its product as uncharacterized. Bases 1 to 345 code for a protein of 114 amino acids. Lineage: Eukaryota; Fungi; Ascomycota; Dothideomycetes; Botryosphaeriales; Botryosphaeriaceae. The record is from RefSeq and is a predicted model, not a curated record. The transcript has 4 exons.